Ruditapes philippinarum (Manila clam) is the source of this 2717-nucleotide messenger RNA. Its product is annotated as muscarinic acetylcholine receptor M1-like. NCBI's taxonomy places the organism in Eukaryota, Metazoa, Mollusca, Bivalvia, Venerida, Veneridae. The transcript has 4 exons. Gene Ontology annotation, biological process: adenylate cyclase-activating adrenergic receptor signaling pathway. The record is from RefSeq and is a predicted model, not a curated record. Gene Ontology annotation, molecular function: G protein-coupled acetylcholine receptor activity. The coding region runs from base 519 to 2420 and encodes 633 amino acids. Gene Ontology annotation, cellular component: plasma membrane.
AACUGCUUACGGCAUUCUCGUAGUUUCUACUGAUUGGACAAUAAGUGCUGGACACUGAUUGAUAUGCUCUCUGGAAUGACAUGGUUGAACGUUACAAUCAUGACUAGCUAGAGUAGGGCCAAAUUUAAUUGAGUAUUCGCAAGAGUGAUAGAUAAUUUGAUGGGAGAGAAUUACUUUACGGAUUAACGUUUUUCUUUCUGUUACAAGUGGGAAUAUUAAUUAAAGACUAAAGAUGAUACAAAGUUUCAAAAACAUUCCAUCAAGAUUAAAACUACACAUGUGACGAAUAUCAAACUAGUAUGGUGCUGACGGAAAAGGAAGCUGUUUGAAAUCAUCAUCUUGUCGACGGAUAUACUAAAUACUGUGGAUUUAUUGAAAUUUGAUCAAACAAUACAGCAUGAUAAAUAAAUGUUAAAUGUUAAUAUAUAAAUGAUAGUAACCAUCAUUUAAAAAAAAAUGGUUAUUUUAAUUAUGAUAUCGUUUGGAUAUAUCAGAUAUGAAAGUUAAGAGGAACAGCUAUGUCAGUGACUAAUACCACCGUUGACACAACAACCUUAAACGUGUUUGAAACUACACAGAAUGUUCCUGAAAAUAUCACGUUACCGGGCGAGCCAAAUGUAUACGAAAUGGUUGCAAUUUCUGUUGUUGUAGGAUUUCUUGCAAUUUUCACAAUGGCAGGAAAUUUACUAGUUAUUAUAGCUUUUAAAAUAGACAAACAACUUCAGACAAUUAGUAACUGCUUUUUGCUCAGUCUAGCGGUAGCCGAUUUUACAAUAGGUUUAGUGUCAAUGCCCCUAUAUACAUUAUAUCUUUUAAUGGGUUACUGGCCUCUUGGUACAUUAAUGUGUGAUUUGUGGUUAUCUCUUGAUUACACGAUGAGUAAUGCGUCAGUGGCUAACUUGCUUAUCAUUUGUUUUGACAGAUAUUUAUCUGUAACAAGACCACUUACAUAUAGAGCAAAUAGAACGCCAAGAAAAGUUGGUAUAAUGAUAGGUUGUGCAUGGCUAGUUUCUGUUCUUCUUUGGACACCGUGGAUAUUCGCUUGGCCUCAUAUCGAAGGUGAAAGAACUGUUCCUGAUACAGAAUGCUACAUACAGUUUCUAACAACAAAUGCUGUUAUUACUAUAUUAACAGCAUUAAUGGCAUUUUACAUUCCUGUUACAAUAAUGACAGCUUUGUACUUUAAAAUAUAUCGUGAAACAGAGAAAAGACAAAAAAGAAUGCCAAUGCUUCAAGCCUCCUCAAAAUUUGUCUCAAAGAGAAAAGCGCGUAUACCUAGUAAUAACUCUGGAGAUCUUCGAAGUUCAACGUAUCGUAGUAAUGAUACUAUGUCUCCCUAUCUCGAUGACGAGAUCGAAGAAUCUGACCAACGUCCCGGUGAUCACAGCUCUGUCUUUCAUCGUUGUUGUUGCUGUUGUAGAAUGAUAGAUAGAGAUUAUGAACAGACGGAAGAAUCAAGCACAAGUGACUCUCCCACAUCUCCAAAUUCUACACCAUCAAAUUUGCAUAAUUUUGUAUCACAACGUGUGACAAAUAAAUAUCGUGCAAUGUCAAAUCGUAAAACACAAAGCAAUGGAAUGGCCAGUAGUGUUUCAGUGUCUUUUCCACUUCAAUCAACUAGUUCUGAAAAUAAGAAAAAAGAUGACGAAGGCAGAGGUUUUCACGAGAGUGCCUCAGAAUCUCGUUUGCAAGAACCUUUAUUGCACGAUGACUACACUUAUACCAUUCUCAUUGACUUUCAUAAAAGAGAUAUAAGUAACAAUCAGUUAAAACCUUCUGUAACAAUGUAUACAGACUUAGUCGCGUCAGACGACAAUCAUUCCGAACUUCGUAACGAUAUCAUUUCAGACACAAUAAGUUCUAGCAGCAAAAGAAUAAAACAUCAAAACAAGACGAUGUCUAUAUAUUCUUCUUGUGAUAGUGAAACUGAAGAUGAACCAAAACCAAGUUAUAAAAAUCAAAAAUCUUCCCGAGCUAUAAGUGACAAUUCGGUUCCGUUACGUGUAGGUACGCCUGCACUUGGUAGACGAGCUAAAUCUCUGGACGCUGCAAAAACUGCGUCCGAGGCUCAUUUAGCAUAUAAAGUUGUAAACAAAAUUGAAAGUCAACGUGUUAAGAGGAAACGCCAAGAGAGACGUCAGGAGAGGAAAGCAGCGAAAACUCUUAGCGCGAUACUCCUUGCCUUCAUUAUAACAUGGACACCUUAUAACAUAUUUGCUGUAGUAUCCACAUUUUGUUUGACGUGUAUUCAUCCAACACUAUAUGCGUUUGGUUACUGGUUGUGCUAUAUCAACUCUACAGUAAAUCCACUGUGUUAUGCGUUGUGUAAUGCAAACUUCCGAAAAACAUUCUGGAAAAUUCUAAGAUGCAGAUGUCAGAAAGUCAAAUAUGGGAUGGCGUUGCGGAAAAAUACUAGAUAACGGCACUGACAUUUUUGAAGUAAUUUUAAUAAGACUAUGUUAAAUUUGGAUUGACCUCUUACACACAAAGAAAAAAUUAAAAUAAGAAUAAUUUUUUUUUAUUAAAACAAUAUUGGUGCUUAAACUAAAAUGCUGGAUUUUGAUCUACUCGAAGAAGACUUAACAAGUUCUAUAAAUAUUUAUCCGAUGUUUGACUCUGAUGAAAAAGAAACUUAAAAAAAACUUCUUCACAUAUUUAUCUCCUAGAGAGAUUUAUAAAACAUGUUAUUUAUCUAUUGUUUUGGUAUGGAAAAGUAA